AUGAGAUCAGUUCCAUAUGCAGCCCUGCCUCUUGUCGAUGCUGAAUUGAAGCACCUAGAGGAACUUGGAGUCCUGACACUUGUGUCCUACUCCACCUGGGCUGCUCCUAUUGUUGUGGUCAAGAAGCCGAAUGGUUCGUAUCUGCGCCGAUUGUCCCGUUGGUCUCAACGCCGUUCUAACGCCGAACUGCUAUCCACUGCUGGUCCCCGUUGA
This is a messenger RNA of Dibothriocephalus latus, 213 nucleotides long. NCBI's taxonomy places the organism in Eukaryota, Metazoa, Platyhelminthes, Cestoda, Diphyllobothriidea, Diphyllobothriidae. The record is from the annotation of a GenBank genome assembly.